GAUCUCCCACCUUUUAAAAUAUGACGUUUCGGCCAUUGUGUUCCGGUAGCUCGUUGAGUAAACGCACGCGGACGUAGAGACUCGACUUUUUAUGUUUUAUCACUCGCUUGAUAAGUAUUUUGCUGGUAAUUACUUAAGAAACGCUUGUUAAAAUGUCGAACAAUACCGCGCCAGAUAGUUGGGAAUCUCAGGCUGACAGUAACUCUACAAGUAACAGUCCAAGUCACACUGCAGAUGUGACAGCGAAAUUUUCCACGUUGAACGUUAAUGCUGUUGAAUUUGUGCCUUCUUUUUCAUUUGGAAACGCACGACCUGACGCCCAGUCACCAGCCAAGUCUGAAAGCACCGAAUCUUCACCUCAACACGAGCCAGUUCUUAACGGCGACAGUGGUGAACCUUUGCCAGAACAACCUGAAGUCAAAGAGCCCCCACUAAUACCUCCCGCAGAUGGUGAUGCAAGCCCUAGUGGUGGAGGCGAGGGCGGAACUUGGGAGGAUGCCGCAGAUGAAGACAGCGGAUCUGGUGGACCUGCUACAGCUACUACUCCUGAAGAUGAUGAUGAUGAACCAUCUUCUGAGGAGGCUCCCAUUAAGGUGACCAAGAAAAAGGUGGCUAAAAAAGAAGAGUUGGAAGAAAAAAAGGAACAUGUAAAUGUAGUCUUCAUUGGUCAUGUUGAUGCUGGUAAAAGCACAAUUGGAGGUCAAAUCAUGGCACUUACUGGUAUGGUAGACAAAAGGACACUAGAAAAAUAUGAAAGGGAAGCUAGAGAAAAGAGCCGAGAGAGCUGGUACCUCAGCUGGGCUCUUGACACUAACCAAGAAGAACGGGAUAAGGGUAAAACUGUAGAAGUGGGAAGAGCAUUUUUCGAGACUGAAAAGAAGCACUUUACAAUUCUGGAUGCUCCAGGUCACAAAAGCUUUGUGCCAAACAUGAUAGGAGGCGCUGCCCAGGCCGAUCUAGCAGUUUUAGUGAUUUCAGCUAGAAAAGGGGAAUUUGAGACUGGUUUUGAUAGAGGAGGACAGACCAGGGAGCAUGCCAUGUUGGCCAAAACGGCGGGUGUUAAAUAUUUGGUAGUAUUAGUUAACAAGAUGGACGAUCCAACUGUGAACUGGGACGAAGCUAGGUACAACGAAUGUAGAGACAAAAUCUUACCAUACCUUAAGAAACUAGGUUUCAAUUAUAACAAAGACCUAUUUUUCUUGCCGUGUUCUGGCCAAAUGGGCCAGAACCUAAAAGAGCCCGUCGACGAGAAAGUUAGCUCUUGGUACAAGGGACCGGCGUUUAUACCAUUCAUCGACAAUUUGCCUGCCCUAAAUAGAAAAGCGGACGGACCAUUCAUGAUGCCUAUUGUAGAUAAAUAUAAGGACAUGGGUACUGUUUUGAUGGGCAAAGUUGAGUCGGGAGAAUGUCGGAAAGGGCAAAGUCUCCUUAUCAUGCCUAAUAGGACCCCUGUAACUGUAGACCAGCUUUUAUCGGACGACGACGAAGUAAGUCGGGUCAUACCGGGUGAAAAUAUCAAGAUUAAAGUGAAAGGUGUAGAGGAGGAGGAUGUAAGUCCGGGCUUUGUUUUGUGUGAUGCCAUUAAUCCUGUUCACACGUGCCGCAUCUUCGACGCUCAAUUAGUAAUCUUGGAACAUAAGUCCAUUAUAUGCGCGGGUUACAGUGCGGUGAUGCAUAUUCACUGCGCCGCCGAGGAAAUUACCGUUAAGGCACUAAUCUGCCUUGUGGACAAGAAAACCGGAGAGAAAUCAAAGACUAGACCCAGGUUUGUCAAACAGGACCAAGUAGCCAUUAUGAGAAUAGAAUGCGCGGGAGUGAUUUGUCUCGAACCCUUCAAAUUGUUCCCGCAGAUGGGUAGAUUUACCCUUAGAGAUGAAAAUAAAACAAUUGCAAUUGGAAAAGUCCUCAAACUUGUGGAAUAAAAUGGGACGGACGUUUUCAUGCUAAUAGGAACUCUAGGCCGUAAAUUUUUUAAACCCGAACGUACAGAAAAAUCAUUGGAAAACAAAACAAAAUUA
Messenger RNA from Cylas formicarius (sweet potato weevil), 2018 nucleotides. It is a transcript of the gene eRF3, whose product is annotated as eukaryotic peptide chain release factor GTP-binding subunit ERF3A. Gene Ontology annotation, molecular function: GTPase activity; translation release factor activity; GTP binding. Gene Ontology annotation, cellular component: translation release factor complex. Lineage: Eukaryota; Metazoa; Arthropoda; Insecta; Coleoptera; Brentidae. The transcript is spliced from 8 exons. The coding region runs from base 153 to 1922 and encodes 589 amino acids. The record is from RefSeq and is a predicted model, not a curated record. Gene Ontology annotation, biological process: translational termination; translation; nuclear-transcribed mRNA catabolic process, deadenylation-dependent decay.